AUUCGGUUCUAGACCUUCAAGUAAGUACAAAGAGAAGAGAGACCCAUUUCUGAGGCCGAAGAUAACUUGAUCAAACAGAGUCCAUGAACUGAUACCUCCAUCUACAGAAACAAUGUCUAUUUCAAUGGCCUUGUUCUCUCCUCCUCCGCCUACCCACCUCCUACGAUUCCUCUCCUCCAAACCCAAUUUCACUCAUAAGCCCACUCUCUUUCUCGGACCCAAAAUUCCUUUCAUUCUCCUCUCCCUUCCAAAAUCCUCCACUGACAAUGGUGCUGGAAUUUCAGCUGCUGUAGAAGAACUAAAACCGGAGGAAAAUGUUGCUCAGAAUUCUGGAUCUGCUGCGGAGGCUGAAGAGACCUCUUUGCCUCCCAAAGUUGCUGUGGCUGAUGCUGAUGUGAAGCUGGAUAGUAAAUUUGUGGAACCCAGAUGGAUUGGAGGUACUUGGGACUUGAAGCAGUUUCAGAAAGAUGGGAAAACUGAUUGGGAUGCUGUAAUUGAUGCAGAGGUUAGGAGGAGAAAAUGGCUCGAGGAAAAUCCAGAAUCAUCCAGCAACGAUGACCCUGUAGUUUUUGACACCUCAAUCAUUCCAUGGUGGGCUUGGAUAAAAAGAUCCCAUCUACCUGAAGCAGAACUACUUAAUGGCCGGGCUGCGAUGAUUGGAUUCUUUAUGGCCUACUUUGUAGAUAGUUUAACUGGUAUUGGUCUAGUUGAUCAAACGAACAACUUCUUCUGCAAGAGUUUAUUGUUCAUGGCUGUGGCAGGAGUACUUCUAAUCCGAAAGAAUGAGGACAUAGAAACUCUAAAAAAGUUGCUAGAGGAGACAACCUUUUAUGACAAGCAAUGGCAAGCAACCUGGCAGGAUGAGAUCCCUAGUAGUUCCAAAACAGAGUAGCUCGAAGUUGAUUUGUGCUUUAAGCUUUAGUUGUAGUAUUUGAUUCUCAUUCUAUGCUGUGUGUAAUUGUCUGCGGAUGAUAAUAUGGUUUUAAUUUUUAUCCCACUUCAAUCAA
Manihot esculenta (cassava) is the source of this 1007-nucleotide messenger RNA. RefSeq names its product light-harvesting complex-like protein 3 isotype 1, chloroplastic. Lineage: Eukaryota; Viridiplantae; Streptophyta; Magnoliopsida; Malpighiales; Euphorbiaceae. The transcript has 3 exons. The record is from RefSeq and is a predicted model, not a curated record. The coding region runs from base 113 to 892 and encodes 259 amino acids.